This is a messenger RNA of Parasteatoda tepidariorum (common house spider), 2242 nucleotides long. RefSeq lists its product as uncharacterized. Gene Ontology annotation, molecular function: protein binding. NCBI's taxonomy places the organism in Eukaryota, Metazoa, Arthropoda, Arachnida, Araneae, Theridiidae. The record is from RefSeq and is a predicted model, not a curated record.
CUUUAAAUGUGUAUUUUUAAUGAUAUUCAUUAUUACUACGCAGCAAUGCUUAUGAAGAUGAUAACCCGAGGGAUACCAACAAGUUACGGAUAUUUGAAGUUCAGAAAUUAGUGGAGUCAGUAGCCCAAGAACUUAUAAAUUUAUUUUCAUCAACCACUGAUCAUAACACUUCAACAUUAUAUAGUUACAAAUUAGGAAAAUUCUACAUAGAAGGAGCUAAAAAGCAACAGAAGCUUGCUAGGUGCACAAGUACAGCAUGCUUGUUUCGAAACAAAGAAAACAUCUUAAAAAAUGACUAUAAUCGGAAAACGAAAAGGAGAAUUUCGAAUUUAAGAACGCAUCGUAAUAAUCAAGGUCGUUCCUUUCAAAUUAAUACUUUUAAACGAAAACGAUCAGCUAGAGAGACAUCUUAUCGAAUUUCCAAUGCCCCGAAAAAGUCUCACCCAGUUAAACUUAAAAAUUCGAAACAAUUUUUCAAGCGAUGCUUAGUAGAAGCUGCGACUCAAACGAAUUCUUGGAGAGGAGUUUCGAACGAAUUUGAAAAAGAAACUGACGAUGAAUCGUUCGAACUUGAAGAUAGCAGCACCUUAGAUUCAGACAUAUACUGUAAGAGCGACACAUUGAAUGAUGCGAGCAUGAUAACUGAAGAAAUAGCCUCGGAAUUCGUUGUUGCUACACCAAGGCAUACAAGUAGAAGAUCUUCCAGAAAGCCCAGUGCUUCAAAAUCACCUGAUAUUGGACAUCGCGUUGUGCAAUUCCUGAAUAAAAAAGCUAAAGAAGCGCCAGAAAAUAAACAGCCAAUCCCCGCGAAGCAAGUAUCCGUUAGCAUCUCGAAAUCGAAAUCACAUAAAAUGAGCGAAGAGAAGUCAAAGAAUAUUGCCACAGUUUCAAAUAGUGCACAUCAAAAUUCUAACUCAAAAUCAAACGUAGGUGCAAGUCCAACCGCAACUAAAUUAUCACCUGUGAAUGCAAGAAAUGUGUUGAGUGCAAAAAGUAUUGCAAAAUAUGUUGCAAACAGUGCUAAAACCUCUAAGACAAACAUUUCAAGCAAAUCUCCAACACCAUCCGUGGUUUUUCACCCACCAGAAGAUAAACCUCAAGAAAUAUCUAAAUCAAAAUCUCAAAACAACAAGGUACAGGAAUCUACGCAGCAUGUAGAAACUGUUGAAAAGCACGAAGAGGUUAAUCCUGAUGUUCCAGAAAAAUCAACGAUUGAAAGAUCUAAAGUUCCAUUGCAGGCACUGCAUAGUUUUCCAACAAGCAGCGAGAACGAAACGACAAUAAUUCCAAUGGAUUCUCUCUCGUCAUCAAGUGAAAGUUUGGCGAGCAGUUUUAAAGAAAAUGACAACACAUCGCCGGAGUACAGUAGUCACUGGACAGAAGAGGAAUUAUCAUCAGAUACAGAGUCUGAAUUGGAUAUGGACAACAGUUUUAGAGAGAAAUUUCGAGCUUACAAAGAAUCUCUGUUAGAAGAAGACGAUGGUAUUGUUGCUUCUUGCGAAGACGAAAUGUCUCAUACUGGAUCCCUACGCAAAGAGAUGUUUUCGAAUGAAAGCAGAGAAGAAAACUUGAGUGACUACAACGGGCUUUUACGAACUUUAGAAACAGAUGAUUUUCAAACCUUCCAAAAUAUGAUAAAUCAAAAUAAAAACCUUCUAAGUUUUGCAAAUAAAGAUGGUUACAAUUUACUUCAUUUAUCAGCGUCGAAAGGACUUCAAGAUUUUCUGUUGUUCCUUUUAAAUGUUGGUAUUCCAGUGGGAGGUGCGACCAAAAAAGGUUUCACAGCGUUGCAUUUAGCGAUUUUUAAUGGUCACUCAAGAUGCUGUAAUGUCUUGCUUCAGAGCGGAGCUCAACUGAUUAACGAAAAUGGCAAAUUCGACAAGAGAAUUUUUUCAAUAAACGGGAAAAUACCCGAUCCGAUGAAAGCAUUGCUACAACAGUACGAUGAAAAUCUUAACAAAGUACAAAAGCUUUGCGACAUCUUCAGGCGCAUCGGAAGCAAAAAGAAGAAGACGUCGAAAGCUAUACCCCAAACGAUAUUGUCAGCCUUAGCAGAUCUUACCUUCGAUGAAGAUGAAUGAUUUUCAAAAAUUAAUAGCUUUACGAAUUAAUGCUAUACAAUUCGAAAAGGAACUUCGAAACAGUGAUAGAUAAGGCCUAUGAUAUGCUGAAAAUUACUUUAUUAUCAUCUCUGUAAUUUCAAAUCUAAAUGAUGCCACGCUUUACUUAAUAAACAAUUUGA